AUUUAUGCAUAAGUAAUUUUAACUUUUUAUAUAUUGUAAAUUUUUAGAAAGAAUAUUUGGAUGAACCCUUGCAUCACCUAAGCUCGGCGCAUGGGCCUCUUAUUCUUUUCAUCGUUCCCUAAUUUUCUUCCUCUAUAAAAUCCUCCAUGUAAGACAUGACACCAAAUGCAUCUCUCUCCUAAUUCAAAGGGGAGGUCAUCUCACUCUAUCUCUAACGUAUCAUGUCAUUAACAAGCUCAUCAUGGAGUCCCAUACUUAAUUCAUGGAUAUCCAACUCAUCCACUGGAUCGUUACUUACUCGGACGCCAUCAGCGUCCUUUUUACAUAAUGAAAACCUGGCCACGUCCAAGCAUGCUGCAACAAGCUGUUGUUGCAUGCGAGAAAUGGAGCCCCUAAAUCCUUCUGCUCAUACGAAAACUAAUAUUGUCAAAAGACCCAACAAGGAAAAUGUCAAAGAAAAAGGAUAUUAUUAUAAAGAGAGAGUAUUGGAGGCACUAGUAGUAGGGGAAGGCGAUGAAGGUGAAAUGUACGGCAGUGGUGGAGGAGGCAGUGGGUCGGAUGGUGGAGGUGGGCCGGGUUCGGGUUAUCAUGAUUCAAACAGUGGGUAUGGGCAUGAGAGUACAGAAGCCUACUACAAGAAAAUGAUCGAAACUAACCCGGGUAAUGCACUUCUACUAGCAAACUAUGCCACGUUCUUGAAAGAGGUGAAGGGGGAUUUAGGAAAAGCAGAGGUGUAUUACGGAAGAGCAAUACUCGUAAACCCGAACGAUGGAAAUGUGUUGUCACUUUAUGCUGAUCGAAUAUGGCUAACCCAAAAAGAUGCAUCUCGCGCCCAUGCUUAUUUUGAUCAAGCUGUUAAAUCUGAUCCUGAUGAUUGUUAUGUACUGGCUUCAUACGCUUGGUUCCUGUGGGAUGUUGAUGAGGAAGAACUAAAAGAUGAGCCAAGUGGAGAAUGUGGAAUUAUAGAGACUGCAUAUUCAGUACCAACAACCUAUUUAGGAGGAGUGCGUCGGCCACCCGUUACUGCCGUUUCUUAAAUUCAUGCAAUCCGAAUUGAAAUAAUCCCAGAUAAAAAAAAAUACCUCAAUGUUCAAGAAAUUUCAAUUCGAAUCAUGGUGCACGAUGUUGAGAGUAGUGAGUAGUGACUUCUUGGUUUCGGACUUUACAGUUACUCAAUUGGACUACUUUUGCAGCUACUUUUGCCUAUUCAGGUGUAUAGGGAUCUUUACUUUCUUAUUAGCUGUGUACAAUAAGAUCUUACAGACCAACUUGGCCCA
This is a messenger RNA of Lycium ferocissimum, 1277 nucleotides long. RefSeq lists its product as uncharacterized. Bases 222 to 1037 code for a protein of 271 amino acids. The record is from RefSeq and is a predicted model, not a curated record. The transcript has 3 exons. Lineage: Eukaryota; Viridiplantae; Streptophyta; Magnoliopsida; Solanales; Solanaceae. Gene Ontology annotation, molecular function: protein binding.